AUGGAACCUAUGGAAGCUUUAGAAAAAUUAAUAGAAGAACUUCAAAUCUUUUUAAAUAAGAAUGUUGUUGAAGAUAUCCGAAAGUAUUUUAAAUAUUUCAAUGAAAUACAACCUGCGACCUUUGAAAGUUAUCAAGAAAUCGUUAAUUAUGAGAUUAGUUUCCAUAAUGUAGCAAAUAAUUUAAUCAAUGAAGGACUAGUAAAGUUUCAGGAGUCUGGGAAUUCAAAAAUUAAAGAUGAUAACCGGCAAUACUUUUCUUCCUUGAAUUCUUUAAAAUUAUUAGCUAGUAAAAUGGCUUAUUCAAAAAGAAUAGAUUUUAUACGGGAUGUGUUGGAUUCAUCUCACAAAGAUUCAUCUCACAAAAAAGAAUUGUUAUUUAGUAAUAUCAUGUUUACAGAAGAAGAAAUUAAUAAACGUUACAGAAAACUUGCUUUAUAUUUUCAUCCCGAUAAGACGGGUCAACCUAAUACCCCGUAUUACCUUCAAAGCGAGCAUAAGAAAUUAGGUGAUAGACUAUUUAGAUUUGGUCUAAAUUUUAAAGAGAGCUUGUUGGACGAAUUGAAAAAUACCUUAAAAAAUGAAGGUUGGGCUCUGCAUGAAAAAUUUGCAAACCAUCUUUGGAAAAUUACGAUUGAUUACCGUAAUGCAGCUAAAGGACAAUUGAAUAACCUAAAACUGUUAAAUAAAGAUGAUAUCAAAGAAUUAACUUCUGAAGGACUAAAGCGUCAUAGCGUGAAUUAUGGAUUAUUAGCCUAUAAGGAAUACCGAGCAGCUUGUAAAAUUGUUGAUAAAGCUAAACAACUAAAAGACCAAGUAAGAUUACGGGGAAAUAUGGCAUUAUGCUUAUAUGUAUCCAACAGAAUUUUAGAAGCUCAGUUAUUUGCUUUGUCGGCAAUUAAUUUACAUUUAAAAAAUUCUAAUCUGGUCACGCAUGAACUGAACGAGGCAAAAAAAAUAUUUGAUAAAGUUAGAGGUAGGAAUGUGACGGAUGAAACCAAUAAGCCAGCCACGGAGAUUAAACUUAAAGAUAACUUUGAUAACAAAGCUUUAGUGAAAUUAGAUCGAGAGAUUUCCUUUUUUGAAAAAAAGUCUCAACAACGGUCAAUUGACGAUGAUAUGAAAAAAAUAAUUACAGAUUUAAUGUUCAAUGCAGACCGCAGUUUGGUUCGCUAUGAAAUACCUGAAGAAGAGAUCUUGCAAGUCAAAGAGCAUGCUAAACAGUUUAAAAUAAUUGGAGGAAUGACUAUGGUGGUCGGAGGGGGUUUAGUAUCAACUGUAACUAUGGCUGCUAUCGAAGAAUUUGGUUUAGCAAUUGCUUUAGGAUUUUUGGGCCCAAUUGGAUUAAUAUUUGGAAUAACUACCGUUGGUUUAGGGUUAUGGGGCGGUUAUAAAUUAUUGAAUAAAGGCGCUGAAAUGACAGAAGUUCCAGUAAUUCUUGAAAAGCUUAAUGAUAUCAUGAGGGAGGCACUGAAAGCUCAUGAUGAAGGAGACCAUCAGAAAUUUAUCGACGUUCUUUCUAAGGAAUAUAAAAAAGAUACCAGUUUAAUUUACUUAAAGGAUCAUGCAGAUUUUAUUAAUCCUAAUAAAAUAGUAGAAAUACUUUUAAGCUAUAGAUUUAGACCGGAUGGUGUUGCCUAUUUAUUAACUUUGUUAGGAGAGGUCUUGAGUAUUGGGAAAAUAAAAAUUUAUGGAAAAACAACAAAUGAUCUAAAGAUGUUUGCAAAGAUAGUUUAUACUGGUGUGAAGGAUCCAAAGCUUUAUGAGGAGGCUAAAAAGCUAGAUGACCGUAUUCGUGAAAUAAAAGAAAAUAUCAAGUUUAAAAAUCUUUACAAUAAAAUUAUCGAUUUUAUUUUUCUUAAAACAGAGUAUAGCAAUAUAGCUCAAGUACACUUAGAUGACGCAGAAGAAAUGCCCUUUCAAUCAAGGCUGGAAGAAGUGCAGAAUAUUGCAAGAAUUAACCUUGCAAUUUUUGAUAUAAUAGAUGGUGGUAAGGAAGAAUUUGAACGAGCUAUCGAAACUAUUAAGACAAUUCGAGAUAAGUGUCGUCGUAUUUCUGAAUUGCGCUUAGAAAUUUUGGAAGAUUUCUUGUGGGUCAUUUGUGGUGAAGAAAUACCUCAGGAAUCGUACCCGCAGAACCAAUUUGAUAACAAAUCUUUACUGGCUUAA
This is a messenger RNA of Funneliformis mosseae, 2166 nucleotides long. The record is from the annotation of a GenBank genome assembly. NCBI's taxonomy places the organism in Eukaryota, Fungi, Glomeromycota, Glomeromycetes, Glomerales, Glomeraceae.